AUGGAGACGGCGGUGAACCCAGACCUCAACAUCGGCUUCGUGACUUCGGCACAGCAUCCGCCCCGGCACUGCGGCCCCUGCUGCGGGUCUGGUCCCCCCGCGUCUUCGGUGUCGACGGCCGAGCAGCGAUGUAUACCCGGUAGGGGGACCCUCCGCCGCUGCCGGUCCGGACUCCGAGGAUAA
Anthostomella pinea is the source of this 183-nucleotide messenger RNA. NCBI's taxonomy places the organism in Eukaryota, Fungi, Ascomycota, Sordariomycetes, Xylariales, Xylariaceae. The record is from the annotation of a GenBank genome assembly.